This is a messenger RNA of Sclerotinia sclerotiorum 1980 UF-70, 1830 nucleotides long. RefSeq lists its product as hypothetical. Lineage: Eukaryota; Fungi; Ascomycota; Leotiomycetes; Helotiales; Sclerotiniaceae. Gene Ontology annotation, biological process: regulation of telomere maintenance via telomerase; telomere capping. The record is from RefSeq and is a predicted model, not a curated record. Gene Ontology annotation, molecular function: telomerase inhibitor activity; G-rich strand telomeric DNA binding. Gene Ontology annotation, cellular component: nuclear telomere cap complex. Bases 1 to 1830 code for a protein of 609 amino acids. The transcript is spliced from 4 exons.
AUGGAGAAUGUACAAGAAAACGACAGCGUCGCAGCAAUACCUAAAUCCGAAAUGGCCAUUCCCUCGGGGUUUCAUACGGUUGAGCAAAUCAAGAAUCUGGAUAUCCUACCAGGUGGAACUGUGAAAAAGCAAUUUGUCAACGUAAUAGGAUUCGUAAUGGAUUAUCAACCCCCUAUAAAACUAGGGGGACAGGAAAAAGCAGACAAAGCUAUGAAUGUCAGGGACAAGUAUAGUCUCCUCAAAGAUGUGAAGGAAGGUUCCUUCCACGAUAUCAUCGGUGAAGUGAGAAAGAUCUAUGGAGCUAGUUAUGAUAUGGUUACUGUUUACCUUACGGACUACACAGCUCACCCUAACUUUUAUAAUUAUAUUCUACCGGAGUUAUCUGAUGUCACGACGGAAGGUCGCGAUGGUGAUGAUUACGGUUAUAUAAAAGCAAAGCCUAGGGAUGAAGCGAAAGAAUGGAAAGGUCCAUUCGGGAAAAUGACCAUUCAGCUCACAUUAUUCGACUCGCAUGCCGAUUUCGUUAAAGAAAAGGUCAAGGAAGGUCAGUGGCUUCGUUUAACCAACGUUCAAUUCGUUGUCGGCAAGGCGGGUCUAUUGGAGGGCAAGCUUCGUGGUGAUCGAGGGUCAUUUGAGGGUAAAGUCCAAGUCGAGAUCAUGAAACAAUCUGAAGAUCCUCAGAGCAAUGAUCCCCGAUGGAAAGAAUGUGUUCAACGAAAACAUGAUUGGAACAAAAAGCACAAAAAGGACAUGGAGAGAUUUCAAGAAGAAAUCGCGAGGGUGGGAACCAAGCGCAAAGCUGAUGGACAACCAGGCGGGAAGAAUUCUAAGGCCCGAAGAAAGGAAUUACGAGCUAAAGCAGAUGCCAAAACUGCUGUGAUCGAGACGAAGGUUACUAAAAAUCUUGAUUUGAAUGACAAUGUGGUAUUACAUCCUUCUCGGCCUUAUGAUGGUAUAGUGUCUCUAUCAACUAUUCUCCAACGCACGCCCCUUUCCUCUGAUCCCAAAUAUGCCGGAAUUCACGUACCCUUCGAGAACAAAAAUUACAAGGCCAAUGUUCGAGUGGUAGAUUAUUUUCCUGAAAAUAUUGCCGACUUUGCUGUUGGCCGCAAACCUAGCGAAUAUGACUUAUUAUCUGAUUACAGCGGUGAUGAAGAUGACGGCCCUGAAAAUAAUAUGCAGAGUUUUCGCGAUGGAGAAAUUUCAGAAAAGAAGUGGAAAUGGAGAUUUGCACUUGUGGUUGAGGACGCAAAUCCAGAUGCUUCUAAGGACAGAGCUACUCUUAUUGUGGGAAAUAGAGAUGCACAGCUGUUAUUUAAUGAUCUGAAUGAUGCUUGCAACCUACGAAGAAACCCAGAAAUGCUGAACAAUGUUAAAGAAAAACUCUUCACACUCUGGGGCGAUUUAGAAGAGCAAAAAAUAGCCAUGCAUGCAAAAGAGGUCCAAGAAAAACCGCAAGAAGAAGAAUCGCCGCCAGAGAUUUCCAAAGCAGCAGAUUCAGAAUCCGAUGACGAAGAAGAUGUCUCCAAACAAACCAGCGGUAGUCUACCACCAGACGACGAGGAAACAGAGACCUUGAGCUACCAAAAACAAAACAAAAUCCCCAAGAAAUCUACAACUUCUAUGGAAAUAGACCUCAAUCUACAAAGAAAAGAGAAGAAUAAAAAAGUAGAAAUACAACUAGAAAUUAAACCGAGGAAUAAACCCUUUGAAUGCUGCAUCAAGCAGUACGGUAUCAAAGUAAAUGAAGAAGAUACGGAGAAAGCUGAUGCGGGCGAGGGAAAAAGAUGGCAGAGAGUGUUCGGACUGUGGGGAACUACGAUUAGAUAG